AUGGAUCACAUCACCAGCCUGCUCACCAUCAAGGAAAUACGAAAAGCUCUGAUCUCGUUACCCGUCAAUUAUGACGAGGCAUACCUAAGCACGUUUGACCGUAUAGUCAAGCAAACCCCUAGUCUGAGGGAUCUUGCCUUGAAAUCAUUGAACAUUAUUUCUUACGUCAAGGAGCCUUUGCGACUGGUCGAGCUUCAACACGCCCUCAUUGCGGAACAAGGCAUGGUUGAAGUGGACCCUGAGGAUCUUCAUCCUUCUAAAGCCAUCAUCUCAUCAUGCCUUGGACUGCUUGUAGUUUCGGGAGCGGAGAAAACUGUCCAGUUUAUACACUCGACUGCGCGAAACUUCCUACAGAGUCGACCCGAAGGGAUGGAUAAGCGGCCCCAUCUGACGAUUGUUCGCAGUUGCAUCUCGUACAUGUCAACCACUGAGAUGCGCCAGGGCCGCAGUCUAUCCCACGAGGACGUCACUCAGCGUUGCCAAAAGCAGCCUUUCCUCAAUUAUGCAGCGAACUUCUAUGGCUAUCACGCUCAAGAAGUCCAAGAUGAAUGCUUCGACCAGCUUUCGGGGUUUCUAGAGAAUGAUGUUCUUCGGGAAAGCUCGUGGCAACUCUUGAACUUCAAAGCGCACCUCGAUACUUGUGUCUCCGAGUCUGUGUUUGAAUCUAGUCCCAGAAAUGUGCUGUCUCUGCACGUGGCCGCAUUCUGGGGGUUUGAAACUUACAUUGAUCGCAGCUUGAGUUACACACGGCAGGGAACUCCAAGCACCCAGAAACAGAAUCUAAAUAAGAGUGACUCUCACGGAUGGACGCCUUUGCACUGGGCCGUGUCCAUGGGCCAUAAGAGUGUAGUUGCGAUUCUUCUCAGAUCAGGAGCCAGUCCUGAUCUUCCAGAUCUUGCAGGAUGGACGCCAACAUUCUGGGCAGCUUUCAAGGGCCACGCAGAUAUCAUUGAAAUGCUCUGGCGCUAUGAUAACGCUCCAUUCCGAUGCGAUAAGAAAGGACUCACUCCACUUCACUGGGCAGUAUCCGCGGGCCAAACCGAAAUUGUGAAGCGGCUUUUAGAUCUCAAGACACGCUUUAGACAGUACGAAACGUCGCCAGUACUCUCACUGUCGUCAUUGGACGACUUGACAGUUGAGAGAGCUCGCGCCUUGACAACUAGAGCAAACGAGAGUCCUUUCAAAUUUUACUCGGAUGGCACAGAUAUCGAAAUGUUUUCCGCCAUCUUCAGCGCUCUAAAGCAGAGUUUUCGUGAGAAAGAAGACAAACCUCCGGAAAGGAAUGAAGGUUAUUAUACAUUUGAUCCGUUACUUUAUGGUCCCUUUGGGCAGAGUCUCAAAGCUGAUCACGGAAGAAGAGCAAGGCCAGACCGCGACUACCAGUGGGGAAAACCAGAUGUUGGAUUUCUUGAGUUUGUGGAUAAACUGCUGAUUCAUGCCACGCGGUCACAGGACUUGCCUAUUAUCAAAUUGGUAUUUGAUAUCAAGCUUGUGAAGGCCUCCGGGAUUGAUAGCCUUGCUCUUCUUCAUGAAGCGGCAGCAUCUGGCUGGGUCGAGGGCAUGGCUGCCCUGAUCGGCCUAGGGGCAGAUGUCAACAAUGCACAGAGAACUUGUGAGCAAACACCUCUACACAGAGCUUGUCGAAACCAACGUGAAGCAGCAGUCAAACUGCUCCUUGGAAUCGACAAGAUUGAUGUCAAUGCUCGAGACAGAAAUGGGCGAACACCAAUCAUGGAUCUCAUGACGGCCUCCUAUGAAGAGAAAGCAGUCACUAUAUAUAAGCUACUGGUUUCCGCAGGAGCUUCAAUCCAUAUUCAAGAUACGGAAGGCAACUCGCUUAUGCACUACGCCUUACGAACCUGUAAUGCUACAGUCGUACAAAUGUUGUGCACCGCCGGGUUAAGCAUAGAAUCUCCAAACAAAAGCGGCCAAUUGGCAUUGCACUGGAUGGCUCAUUGGAAGUACUUCGAUCUUCGGAAGCUCGUCACACCCGAUGAAGUCCAACUUGUGAGAAAAAAGCGAAGAGAUUGCAUGAAGGUCGUCUUUCGGCUCUCGAGUCUUGGCUCCCUGGAUUCUCUUUGCGUACAGAGAGCUGCUAGCAUCCCUGUCAUUGACACCCUACUGAGAUUAGGGGCCAAUCCAUACGAUGCAGGGAAAGACGGGCUAGAUUGCUUCCAGCUUUCACUUCUCUGUUCCGAAGAAGCAGGCAGCUGGGAAAUCAUGGGAUGCCUUCGAACCUACGCCAACACUCAUCCUGAUCCAAGACACUAUUUCUGCCAGGGAGGCUUUCUCAUCGCGGCCGAUACUCCCAUACAAAAUGAGGAGACUCGCUACCUCCAGGUUCUGCGCCAGACGGGUGCUAUCAACUGUGAGACGCGGUCGGGUCGUACCCUCAUCUACGAAGCCGCUAGACGAGGAAACACACGCCUGACACGUAGGUUGCUGGAACAUGAUGCGUAUCCACAUUAUGUAGAUGACUUUGGUAGUUCCGCACUGCAUGCAGCAGCCAAGCAGCAAUCUCCGACAACGGUAACCGCCCUCCUACAGGCUGGAGCAGAUGUCCAUCAAACUUCAGUGGACGAGUAUGGCUUCACAGUCACGGGUACACCGCUGCAUGUUUGUCUCGAUGCCUGCGAUGGCUGUAAAAUCAAGACCGAAACAGUCGAAACAGUUCGCAUCCUGCUGAGCUAUGGUGCCGACCCAAAUUAUGCAGCCGUCAAGGAUGACCAUGUAGAGACGAGCAUCUCACUCUGUCUCAAGGCACUGUGCCACUCAGUAUACCAUACCCGACUCGACGCGAUAGCUUCUGAAGAUUCAGAUCACGUGUUACUGGAGGUACUGAAAGUACUGGUUGAUGCGGGCGCGCGAGUCGCCGAGAGCGCGGAUGAUAUCAUAGUUGGGCUUGUUGCGAAAAUGGGAGGCUACGAAUCACUGUGGGAGGAAAUGAGAUCGCAAUUGAUGCUGGGGAGGUCUGAUGCUCUAAGUCUGGGCGUUGAGCGAUGA
This is a messenger RNA of Fusarium musae, 3003 nucleotides long. RefSeq lists its product as uncharacterized. Gene Ontology annotation, molecular function: protein binding. NCBI's taxonomy places the organism in Eukaryota, Fungi, Ascomycota, Sordariomycetes, Hypocreales, Nectriaceae. The record is from RefSeq and is a predicted model, not a curated record. The transcript is spliced from 2 exons. The coding region runs from base 1 to 3003 and encodes 1000 amino acids.